Messenger RNA from Penicillium angulare, 1599 nucleotides. RefSeq names its product M14 family metallopeptidase. Gene Ontology annotation, biological process: proteolysis. Bases 1 to 1599 code for a protein of 532 amino acids. Gene Ontology annotation, molecular function: metallocarboxypeptidase activity; zinc ion binding. Lineage: Eukaryota; Fungi; Ascomycota; Eurotiomycetes; Eurotiales; Aspergillaceae. The record is from RefSeq and is a predicted model, not a curated record. The transcript has 2 exons.
AUGCGUCUCUUGUCCGCUCUUGUCGUAUAUGGGGCUUUAAUCCCAUCCAUUUCCGCAGUUCCCGCCGGGUCCAGUAUCGUACCAUCGCAAGAACCUCAGCCUCAACCCGCUCAGCUCCUCACCCAUUCCUCCAUUACCCGCCGCCCAUGGACCCGACUACGAGACUGGGUGAUUGAAUCUGUUUGGGGCAACGGUCACUGCUCCUCAUCUCAUAGACACCCAGGUCCACCACUUAAUGUACGAGAGCGUUAUGAGAAUGAUGUGGUUCUCCGCUUUCACUUGCGUCAUCCGGAGGAAGCAACUGCGCUUGCUGAGGCCUCACAGGCCUUAGUGCUAGAUAUCUGGGACACAACGGCAGAGUUUGUAGAUAUACGUUUGGCUGAUGAUAUGAUCCCCUCCUUGCUAGACCUGCUCCCUUCCUCGCUACGCGCAUCGCAUACGCUACUCAUGGAUGAUUUAGUUGAAAUGAUCUAUGCGACAUAUCCGAGACAACAUCAUAAUACUUGGAAGACAGAACAUGGAUUUGCCGCUGGUCGGAAAUCAUCCACGGUUGACGAUGUCUUCUUUCGCGAAUACCAGCCACUCUCCGUUAUUGUGCAAUGGAUGCGGCUGAUGUCGUCAAUGUUUUCGUCCCAUGUCCGGUACACAAGCAUUGGACUGUCGUACGAAGGUCGCGAAAUCCCGGCCUUGCGGUUAGGCACCUUUAACUCCGAUUUCCGCACUGCAGGUCCCCGCAAGACGAUUCUCAUCGUUGGUGGCUUACAUGCUCGCGAAUGGAUCAGCACCUCAACCGUUACCUAUGUCGCAUACAGUCUCAUCACACAGUAUGGGAUUUCGCGCGCGGUCACUCACCUCCUAGACCAAUAUGACUGGGUUCUAGUGCCUACUCUCAAUCCAGACGGAUAUGUCUAUUCAUGGGAGUCAGAUCGUCUAUGGCGGAAGAACAGACAGCCCACUGGUCUUCCAUUUUGCCCUGGUGUUGAUUUGGACAGAGCUUGGGAUUUUGAGUGGGACGGUGAAUCCACUCGUUCAAAUCCUUGCUCCGAAAACUACGCUGGGUCGGAGCCCUUUGAGGCCCUAGAGUCUCAUCGAUUUGCCCAGUGGGCAACUAAUGAGACUUCAAGUGGACGCGCAAACAUAGUGGGAUUUUUGGAUCUUCAUUCGUACUCACAGCAGAUCCUAUAUCCUUAUUCCUAUGCCUGCUCAGCCGUCCCCCCAACCCUGGAAAGUCUGGAGGAGCUGGCCUUGGGUCUUGCUAAGACCAUUCGACACACCUCUGGCGAGAUAUAUGACGUGACCUCUGCUUGUGAGGGCAUUCUUAAUUCUGGCUCAAGCUCCUCCGUUACCUCGGGCGGCAGCGCGUUGGAUUGGUUCUACCAUAAACUGCAUGCCGUAUACUCUUACCAAAUAAAACUCCGGGAUCGUGGCAGCUACGGGUUUCUGCUACCUUCGGAGCAUAUUGUACCGGCAGGUGAAGAGAUCUUCCAUGCUGUACUCGCAUUUGGCAAAUUUGUCUGGGGAGAUGCCUCUACAUUUCCUGCCAGUGAGACUGAAAUUGACUUGAAGAAUGCAGCUGGUGGCCAAAAACCAUUGGUUUGA